GAGAAAAAAAAAACAACGGAAUACUGUAAACAAAAUCUUGACGAGACGUUGAGGAAAGCACGAAGCCGUGCUCACGUCUCGUAUCUUAUUCCUUUUUGUUUUUCUUAUCCACGCCGCUUCUAUCCGAAUUCCGAUUUCUCUAGAAUCCUCCAAAAUCUCUCUUCCAUGGCCACCGUCUCCGCUUUCUCCUCUCCUGCUUGGCAAAACCCUGAUUCCGAUUCAAACCCUAAUUCCACCUCCGCCUCCGAUUCAGCUCCUCCUCUUCUCCCGCCCCAGGAUCGCCACGACCCCACCGACUCUCUCGAUUCCUUCUCCUCCAUGAGUCUCCAGGACGAGGAGCUCACUCGGCAACUGGAUCCCAACAGGGACCUCAACGCUCACACCACUCUCUCUCCGCCGCAGCAUUCACCGGUGACGCCUCCGCCUUCCCUGUUCUACCUCUCCUUUAACCAGGAUCACGCUUGCUUCGCUGCUGGCACCGAUCGCGGCUUCCGGAUCUAUAACUGCGACCCUUUUCGCGAGAUCUUCCGGCGAGAUUUCGAUCGCGGCGGUGGGGUCGGUGUAGUGGAGAUGCUUUUUCGGUGCAAUAUCCUGGCCUUCGUUGGCGGUGGUCACGAGCCGCAGUAUCCGCCCAAUAAGGUCAUGAUUUGGGACGAUCAUCAGAGCCGCUGCAUCGGCGAGCUCUCAUUCAGGUCCGAUGUGAGAGCGGUCCGGCUCAGGAGGGAUCGGAUCGUCGUUGUUCUCGAGCAGAAGAUAUUUGUGUACAACUUCGCCGACCUGAAGCUGAUGCAUCAGAUAGAGACCAUCGCGAAUCCUAAGGGUCUAUGCUCCGUUUCUCAGGGAGCUGGGGCGAUGUUGCUCGUAUGCCCUGGUUUGCAGAAGGGUCAAGUUCGGGUCGAGCAUUACGCGUCGAAGCGGACUAAGUUCAUCAUGGCCCAUGAUUCACGGAUUGCUUGUUUCGCGCUCACGCAAGACGGGCACUUGUUGGCCACGGCGAGCACCAAAGGCACUCUGGUUCGGUUGUUUAACACUGCCGAUGGUACGUUGCUCCAGGAGGUUAGGAGGGGUGCAGAUAGAGCCGAGAUCUAUAGUCUUGCAUUCUCUGCAAACGCCCAGUGGUUAGCAGUCUCGAGCGAUAAAGGGACUGUCCAUGUUUUCGGUCUCAAAGUCAAUUCUGAAUCUCAAGAAAACGACACAACCCGAACUGCAGUGGAUGCCACUCACUCCCCUUCCUCAUCUCUCUCAUUACUCAAAGGAGUGUUGCCAAAGUAUUUCAGCUCAGAAUGGUCAGUGGCUCAGUUCCGGUUGGUCGAAGGAUCUCAAUACACAGUCGCCUUUGGUCAUCAGAAAAACACUGUUGUAAUUCUUGGCAUGGAUGGGAGCUUCUACAGAUGCCAGUUUGAUCCGGUGCAUGGUGGAGAGAUGACUCAGCUCGAGUAUCACAACUUCCUGAACCCGCCUUCUGUGUUCUAACUUCCUGAUGCACCGCUGUUUAUAGUGUGUUCUCUCUUCUUACGUAGUACGCCGAUCCUUAAACCCUUAAUGAUGUGUACGUACGCAACGUAGUGUAGAUAGAGAUAUAUGUGUAUAUAUGGGCGUGUCCAUGAUGCAGAUUUCCAUGUCCAAGUGAGUCUUAGAACUGUGAUUGCCUAAUUGGGGAAUAAAGAAAAGUAAAAAAAAAAAAAA
Molecule: messenger RNA, 1686 nt
Organism: Tarenaya hassleriana
Lineage: Eukaryota; Viridiplantae; Streptophyta; Magnoliopsida; Brassicales; Cleomaceae
Product: autophagy-related protein 18a-like
Exons: 4
Coding region: 166-1473 (435 amino acids)
Biological process (GO): protein lipidation; nucleophagy; autophagy of mitochondrion
Cellular component (GO): extrinsic component of membrane; phagophore assembly site membrane; cytosol
Molecular function (GO): phosphatidylinositol-3,5-bisphosphate binding; protein binding; phosphatidylinositol-3-phosphate binding
Source: RefSeq, a predicted model, not a curated record